CUUCAAAUAGAAAUGGAAUUAAAUACAGAUCCAAUUAUUUUAUAAAAUUCAUCUACUGUCUCCUUGGGGUAAUUAUUAUUUGCAUUAUCUUAGGUAAUUUAAACCAAAAUAUUCUCAAGUAAUUUAUUCUGGAUCACAAGUGGCUGCAUCAAAAGAAUAGUAGUUGAAUUAAGGAAAUGAAAAUGAUCCUAAUAAAUAAAAAUAAGCCCCAUUAAUCGAAAAAGAAAUUGAAUUUAGAAAGAUAUUUUCAAAGUAUUCAUUUUUGACGCAUUCUUAGAUUUGCUGUGACGAAUGCAAUUUUUGGGAUUUAUUACCUAUUAACUCUAAUUUUACGAGGGAUAUUAUUACUUGAAAGUGAUGAUGUCGUAGGUAUGAUGUUAUUGCUUGCCAGGUAAUUUUGUAGUCUAAUAAUUAGUUAUACUUUGUGGGGAAUUGCAUUUUGCAUAGCCAUCAAGACAUUCAGAGAUUAAAGACCUUCAUAACUAAUUAUAUAUCAAGCAAAUUUAUUUGUAGUAGGCAUCAUUGACUGUUAUGUAUAAUCCUUCAUCUUUUCGGCAUUGGAAGGCGAACGGGUUUUUUAUGAGUUUUUCUUUAUGAGUCUCUGGAUCACAACAAUAGUCCUCUUGAUUACAUUAUAUUGCUAUUGCAAAACAUCAAAAGAUUUGAUGAUUGUGAUAUAAUACUUAAAACUUGAGUAUCUUCAACAUUCCUCAGAUACCAAUGUUUGA
Paramecium octaurelia is the source of this 728-nucleotide messenger RNA. The record is from the annotation of a GenBank genome assembly. NCBI's taxonomy places the organism in Eukaryota, Ciliophora, Oligohymenophorea, Peniculida, Parameciidae.